GCGACGAUGCAGUCCAAUAACCGAGCGGAAGUAACUGUUUGCUCGACUCGUCGUCUCCACGAGCGAAGGGCGCCGUCAAAACUGAACGACUCAAGGUACUCCCCCCCCAUCAACUGCGCGGAGGGCGGCUUCGAACAGGUUCGUGUGGAGCCAUCGCAAAAAAAAAAAAAAAACCCAUCGAGAACACUCGCUGCCUCGCCAAAGCUCCGUGAGAAGCUCGCCCUGGAGUAUGUUCCCGAGCACACGGGAAUGGGGAGGCAGACCGGUGCGCCACGGAGGGGAGGGCACGUACCCCGCGGAUGCUCUCUGAGGACGGAAUUAGAUGGGGAAGAUCGCGGGGAGAGGAAGCGGGGGCGCUUGCCCAAGGCUGAGAUCGCUGUGUAUACAGUUUGCGUUGAUGAUCCAGUGUGGACGUGCGCACUCUUUUCGAGGUGGCGAUAUGGCAAUGCUGCUGUGUAGCGUAUCAUAUCAUUCGGCCGCCUUUGAGAAAUCAACUGUCGAGAACACGGAUAUAUUCAUUCAUUCAUUCAUUCAUCAGUGCUGUGCUGCUGCCGAUCCCGAUCCCGACGCAUGCAUGUAUUCCCUGGUAUCGAAUGUGCGUUACAUGACCAGUGUUCCCCAUACCUGUACCAGUUCUUACUAUAGACACGGAAUGAAUGGCUCCCAGAAG
Messenger RNA from Guyanagaster necrorhizus, 670 nucleotides. RefSeq lists its product as uncharacterized. The record is from RefSeq and is a predicted model, not a curated record. The coding region runs from base 7 to 459 and encodes 150 amino acids. Lineage: Eukaryota; Fungi; Basidiomycota; Agaricomycetes; Agaricales; Physalacriaceae. The transcript is spliced from 2 exons.